Phymastichus coffea is the source of this 7271-nucleotide messenger RNA. RefSeq names its product unextended protein (gene uex). Gene Ontology annotation, molecular function: transmembrane transporter activity. Bases 272 to 3115 code for a protein of 947 amino acids. The transcript has 14 exons. Lineage: Eukaryota; Metazoa; Arthropoda; Insecta; Hymenoptera; Eulophidae. Gene Ontology annotation, biological process: magnesium ion homeostasis; transport. Gene Ontology annotation, cellular component: plasma membrane. The record is from RefSeq and is a predicted model, not a curated record.
AUAUGAGCGGCAGCGCCGCAGUCGGCGUGCACAUACUCAAUACUCACACAUAGAUAAAUGAAUUCGACGCGCUUGCUCUGUCGGCGUAAAGGAAUUGCCGCUGCCAAGAACCGUCUGCGUUGCCGCCGCCGCGCCAGUCAGUGUAGUAGCAGUCGCGCCGUGGUCUGUGGUGGUGGUGAUUUUACACCACGUUUCAUACCAGGAUAAUAGCGCGCUUGUGCCGGAGCAAACGUGCAAGAGAGUGUGCGUGCGCGAGUGUGGUAAUCGUAUUAUGGCGCAGCAUGAGUCGUCGUCGCCGGUACUGUUCCUCAUCUGCGUGUUUAUCGUUCAACAAGCACUUACAAAUCCACUUGCCACAAUACAGUUGAAAAGUGUCCAAUUGUUAAGCGAUCAUGGCAAUCUAUUGGAAUUGGUCGGAUAUGGACUUAAUAAUUCGAUUGAACAACUCAGCUUGGCACACCAUAACGACUGCCGAACGAGUGUUCCUCUCAAGAGAAUUGAACUUGCUGAGGACGGCACUCGAGCCGUUUACAAAGAGGAUCAUUGUUUGCACAGCAUUAGAAAAGAAUUACCACUCCUGUGCGUCGACGGCAUACCUAGUUCUGUGGAAGUACAGCUGACGUGGCAGAAGCUAACGCGCAAGCGGCGCGCAUUGGCAACGGAUGAAAAGUCAACGCGCGAACUUCGCAUCGAAGGCAUACUAGUGGAGAAGGCAACGAAAUUGGAACACGACUCUGAUGGCACAACUAAAGUUCUUGCGCUGCGUCCAGCUACUCUGCGCAUUUUUGGCGUUGGUAUCACCAAUACGACUCAAAUUGCAUUCAGUGAUUCUCCAGGCGAACACGGCGCGGUUUGCGACUCGAUCAAGUCUGGAAAAUUCCAGGUGCGCGAUGUAUCGAGUGACAUUACAGCUUUGGUCGACGUGUUGAUGCCCGUGGCACAGGAUGGCCAAGAUCUUUUCUACGUGUGUGCGCUGCAAACACCGACCGACGGCAACUUCAAAUUUCAGGGCUCAGAGAGCUACAAAACGAUUUCGUCUUACCAGCCAAGACCAUUGUGGUUGAGCAUUAUGAUCAUAGUCGCGUGUCUCUGCUGUUCGGCGAUGUUUUCCGGUCUGAACUUGGGUCUCUUGUCGCUCGACCCAACCGAUCUCAAAAUCCUUUGUAACUGCGGCACGGAAAAGGAAAAGCAAUACGCAAAAACCAUUCAACCAGUGCGUGCCCAUGGAAAUUACUUGCUCUGCUCGAUACUCUUCUCCAACGUGUUGGUCAAUGCGAUAUUCACCGUAAUUCUCGAAGAGCUUACGACUGGCAUUGCCGCGGUCAUUGGAUCUACCCUCGCGAUCGUCAUCAUCGGUGAAAUUGCUCCGCAGGCCAUAUGCAGCAGAUACGGACUGUUUUGGGGUGCUCAUACAAUAUACGCCACGAAACUGACCAUGCUGUUGACAUUCCCGCUGAGUUAUCCCAUAAGUAAAAUACUCGACUUUAUUCUCGGCGUUGAAAUUGGCAAUGUGUACAACAGGGAUCGUCUCAAGGAGCUGGUCAAAGUAACAACGGACUACAACGACUUGGAGAAAGACGAAGUGAAUAUAAUUUCAGGUGCACUCGAACUGCGUAAGAAAACUGUUGCCGACGUGAUGACUCGAAUCGAAGAUGUAUACAUGCUUGAUUACAAUCGCAUUUUGGAUUUCGAGACUGUAUCCGAAAUCAUGUCCUCUGGUUUUUCACGUAUUCCAGUGUACGAAGGUAACCGUACCAAUAUCGUCACGAUGCUUUACAUCAAAGACUUGGCAUUUGUCGAUCCAGAUGAUAAUAUGCCACUGAGAACCCUAUGUCAGUUCUAUCAGUACCCUUGUAACUUCGUUUUCGAAGACGUAACAUUGGAUGUCAUGUUCAAACAAUUCAAAGAAGGUCAUAAAGGUCAUAUGGCAUUCGUGCAGCGGGUUAACAGUGAAGGCGAAGGCGAUCCGUUCUACGAAGUAAUUGGUUUAGUUACCCUCGAAGACGUGAUUGAAGAACUCAUUCAAGCAGAGAUUCUUGAUGAGACAGAUGUUUUCACUGAUAAUCGCAGUAAACGAAAACGAACAGCUCACGCUGGUACAAAGAAGCCUGACUUUACAGUGUUUGCCGAGAGAAAAGAAAAUCAACGUAUACACAUAUCGCCGCAAUUGUUACUUGCUACCUUCCAGUAUUUAUCUACUAGUGUUGACGCCUUUAAACCGGACUCAAUAUCAGAGCCAAUUGUUCGACGAUUAUUGAAGCAGGAUAUAAUUUAUCAUAUAAAAGUGAAAUCGCGCGAAAAGGCUCGUAAUGAUCCAACAGCGGUAAUUUAUCAACAGGGCAAGGCCGUUGAUUAUUUUGUACUUAUUCUCGAAGGUCGUGUUGAAGUCACUGUUGGCAAAGAAAACCUUAUGUUUGAAAGCGGUCCGUUCACUUACUUUGGUACUCAAGCGCUUACUGCUAACGUAGGAAUUGCUGGAGCAGCUGAAUCACCAACAAACUCAUCCAAUCCACAAACACUAGGUAGCAUCCAAUCAGUGAACUUGGAUGCAAUAUUGCGACAUACCUUCGUACCGGAUUAUACAGUACGAGCAAUUACCGAGGUGUUCUACGUAAAGGUCAAACGAUCACUUUAUCUUGCUGCUAAACGAGCUACUCUACUUGAACGUAGCCAAAAGGAAGGCAGCCAAACUGAUCAAUUCGAUGCUGAGGUGGAAAAGCUGCUACACUCAUUGGACGAAGAUGACCGCAGUAUGCCAGAAUCUCCAAUACUACCUAAGGAUAAGGACGACGUAAGGAAAGACGUGAUUUUGCCGUCGCCAAUGCGACAUUCGUCACUGCCAGUCGUUACGACGACUGUGCCUGUGAGCGCUAGCCCUAAUACUAACUCUAAAUUUAUUUCCAAGAAUAAUCCUAACGGACAAUUGAAGAACUCACCUGUUAAGACAAGCUCAAGUCCGUCGCCACGUGAACAAAAAUUAGAUCUCGAUGCCGAGAUAUCAGUCCGUCAAUUGGAAGCAGCACGUCUGUUAUCUUUGCAAAAGACACAUCUAGGAGAUGAGAUAGAAGAACGCACGAUAUUAUUAGACAAGCAGCAACAGGACAACAAUUGUUAACCAAUGCAUGGCGCCAGUAAUUAGUAACCCGGCGCCAACGAUUAACACAAAUUUGAACGAAAAAUGAUCGACUGAGCGCACGAUGGUCUUCGAAUGGUUUUGUAACGUGGAUACGCUCGCUAUGAUUAAUGAUAAAUAUGUGACAGUUGAGGAUUACUGCUGAGGUCAAGCACUGUAAAUAAGCUUUUUGUCUGUAUGAACGUUUGAUUGGGUUUUGCGAAUGAACUGUAAGAUUUUUUCAGUUCAUGUAUACAGUUUUAUGAUUCAUGUUGUCAUGCAAAAAGUAUGAUUAAUCGAUUAUUUUUUGCAUCACAAGUAGUAAUCGUUCGAAAAGAUUUUUUUAUUGACGCCGGAAAGAAAUAUCAAAAUGAAAAUAUAUUGUUUGCAAGAGAUCGAAUGUUUAUGUAUCAUAUCGUUGUUGAGUCGUUUUUCAUAAAGAUUUUUAUUUUCAAUGAAUAAAAGAACUAAAAUGAUUUUUCGUCAAUUGUCGCGAUGGUUAAUCAAGCAGCUCAGAAAUAACAAUCUAAGAUUUUUCUUUGAUGUAUAAUAUUUUUAUAAGCUCUUCUUUAUUUUUUUUUGUUUUUGUUCACCUUAACAAACUUAAAUAACAGUAUGUCAUGCGAAGAAGAUUUAAUGUUUUGCUUUUAAUUUAUAUGGUAUCUAUAUGUGAAAUCCUCUCCAAUUAAAUUUUACAUAAUUGCAUGAAAAAAUGAGCAUUUCGAGACGUAGAAUGGCGUGCAUUAGCGACAAACGGUCAACACCAUUCGAGCCAUUCGUAGCUUUGACUCGGUAAAAAAACUAAUAAAUAAAGCCUAUUUUCUUUAGAGAAUAUUACUUCCACUCAGAGGUGUGCAUGUAUGCCAAAUUUUUUCAUAUAAAUAGCCCCAGCCACUUUUGCGCGUCGAAAUAGAUUGAUAUCCCUUGUCUUUUUUCGGUAAUUUAAUUCAAACUUUUUCCUCUGUGUUCCUUGUGACAAAUUCUUAAUCUGUUCAAAACUUUUAUUUGUCAGUUUAAAAUGCAUUUGUCGUCUAUAGAAGACUGUGGAAUUACAGAAUUCUGAUAAUUUUUAGGGCUCGACCUAUAAAAUUGUAUUCAUAAAAAAUAAUAGUAGUUUUAAAAGGUAAUUCUAAAUAUUAUCAACAAUUGUUAAACUGAAAAUAAGUUAGUUUUGAUAUAAUUCAUUAAAAAUGUUGAUAUUCUUAAUAAGAGUUCUAAUUAGACAAAAUUUAUCAGAUAAAUUAAUUUACGAUAUUCUCAAUCUAAAUUUCUGUACUUAAAUUCUUUCUUGAUUGAAAUAUAGUAACUAAAAUGAAAAUUAAUAAUUCUAAUUAUUGUAAGUAAUUAUAAGAUACAUUACGCAAUUUUAUAAUCCUUACGAACUAUGUAGAAUUUUGAACUUUCACUUAUGCUUUUAAUGAAAAAUAGACAGUAAUAUUGAAAAAUAUCAUAUAUUUCUAUGAAAUAAAUUUACGAGAAAUGCAACUAUCUCAAGGGACAGCACACAGAGUUUCAAAAUUAUGAAAUAGCAAAUACUAACAAUUAUUUUAUCCAUAUUCUUCCUUUUAUAGAAGAAAUUAUGAACUUAAAAAAUAAUUCUACGUGCAGUAGUGGAGGUAGCUUCUUAAUUUCAGCAUUUUUUUAUGUAUGUCGUUCAGCUAACAUUAAACGUAUAAGAAUUGUACAGCUCUCUAAGAUUCUUUCGUGCGAAUGAUCGCCGAAAAAAUUUCUCAGAGAGAAGGCUCUAUUAAUUUAUUUUUGUUUAUUAGCGCGUGCAAAUGUGUGUUUUUGUUUUUUUUAUUGUUGUAAUUAACUUAAAUAAAAUUAAUUAUUUGCCACGAACAAAAUUCAUAAGUGUCCUAGUCAGCUGUUACGUGCUCGUAAUUGUCUUUGCUUGAACACUGCGUCACAACUUUUGUACUUAUGCAAGGCAGAUAGGGGAAGAUGAGGAUCAUGUUUUGCCUAUAUUAUUAUUAAUUUUUUUGUCAAUUUAGUGCCUUAACCGACGAUGGCGCCUUGACGUCGAAUCAUACACCCUGAGUUUUUCUAUACAUGCGUGUAUGUGUAUGUGUGUCUGUUUUAAUUAUUUAUCCUUUUCUUUGCGGAGUUAUAUAAUUAAGUUGUAAGCGACGAAAAAUCAGAGAUCUGUACGUCUAAAUACUUUGCUAGCACUUAGAAACAAAAAUGUCAUUCUUACCCUUAAAAUACUAGAUGAUUAGGUUCGGAAAAAGAAGAAUUAAUAUUUUUUGAAACGUUCAUAUAAAGAUUCACAUGUACUACUCGAUAUGAAUUAAGAUUUUUUUAUAACUAUAAGUCUCUUAUACGAUAGCUUUACAAGUAUUAAAUGCAUAAAUAACAGCAAUGUUAAGGAAGAAGUACUUAAAAGUGCUAAUUUUGUAAAGAAACAAUAGGUAACUACGAGACAAAUAAUACAAAGCAGUAAUAAAUAAAACAGAACAGAAAGGAUAAACUAUUUUAUACACGAAAAGUAUCUUAUACGAAGUAAUAGUUGUAAUCAUACAUAACCGACAAUUCAUCGCAACUUUCUCUCUCUCUCUCUCUCUCUCUCUCUCUCUCUCUCUUAAAGAGAGAAAAUUUUACUUCCAAAUAUAGAACAAUGAUAAAAUCGAACGUUACUUUUGUAUCUAUCAAUUAAUUUUGAACAGUGAUAAUUUUGACGAUAGCUCAUGAUUUUUACAAUUCUUUUUUUUGUUAAUUCUGUGUACUUAAGUUUCGUAAAAUAUGUAUGUAUGACGCCAUGUAGCUCUUAGAUUAAUAAAAACUCGUCGGGUGCUAUGAGAAAUAGAAGAAAAAAUAAAAGAGAUACUUAAACUGCCAUUUUAGAGUAAAUCAACACCGAAAUAAAAAAAUGAUACUAUUUACUCGAAUAUACCACCUGUACUGCAUUAAAUCUCUUUCUUUUACAUCGAGUUCAGUUUUUGUGAACUGACAUAAUAGAAUCAUAUUUAUAUGUGUAUAGAUAUUAAUUUUACUAGUUUUUUCGAAAAUUAAGAUAAUAGUGAUAAAAUUUUCAUGGUUCUAACACAUUGUAAAUACAAGUAAGAGUACAUAAUUUAAAAACAAACAAAAUCAAUUGAUUUUUAUUACGAAAAUAAUCUCAAUCAAACAAAUAUCACAACAAGCAACCCUAAUGGUAAUAAAUAGUUUAUUGUAACGGCGACGAAGCGAUAUUGUUAAAUCAUACUCGUGUCUGUCAAUUACGGAUAACAGUUGUUAAAUUUGUAUCAAUAUAUUAUUAUAAUUGAUAAUUCAUAAGAAACAUUGUAGAAUUUAUUACGGCGAUCUCGCGAAGUAGGUGCAUUGAAUUUUAGAAUUUUAUUGCUGAUGAUUCAUAUAUUAUUAUUGUACAAUGAAUUAGUACGUAAGGUCUUCAGAUAUUGUUUCUCCUGUAAAGAGUCGUUCUCGAAGCCGAUCACAAGUCAUUUGAAGAUUCGAAUUGAUUUUUUGGAACGAUAUAUAUAAAUAUAAAUAUACUGUCAAAUUUAUGUAUUAUUAAUUAAUAAGAACAAACAAAAGAAUGAUUUUUAUUGAACCAUCAAAUUAAUGUGAGCCUUAAUUCGAUGAUCCUACCGCAACUGAAUCAUCCGUACAUUCUUAUCGGGUAAUUAUUAUAUAAUUAAUAAACAGUUAUGUUUAACUGAAGAGUCUCGAUUAAUUCAUGUUGACUUUAAUAGUUUCUAGUUCAACUAAUAAUUGACAUUGAUUUCUACAUUGAUGACUUCUUCAUCUGAGUUCCAAUCAACGAGCUAGAAACGAAGUUUCAAUAUAUUACACAAUAAAUUAUCGAUUGUUGUUAAUACCAUGAAGAUUGUAAUUUGAUGUGAUAGCAAAAUGAAUUCUAUAGAUUUGUGCAAAUUUAUCUGUAGUCAGCUACGUGUACAUUAUAUUACAUCAGUUGCUCGUUGCAUUUGCUUGCAUAAACAUUCUUUUUUGCACCACCUCAUUAACCUCCACGCGAUAUUACUGAAUUUGUAAUAUUAUCGAUUUACUCUAUUUUAAGUUUAUUAUCGAAACAAACUUUUACCGUUCUCGUAAAGAUAUGGAUUAUGAAAUUUGUGGCUCAGAAAUAAACGAAGUAAAACUCUAACAAGUGACUUGCAUUACGAAAAAUAAUAAUACUGUGGAUAGACUUAAAUUG